Messenger RNA from Euleptes europaea (tarantolino), 508 nucleotides. It is a transcript of the gene RBP5, whose product is annotated as retinol binding protein 5. NCBI's taxonomy places the organism in Eukaryota, Metazoa, Chordata, Lepidosauria, Squamata, Sphaerodactylidae. Gene Ontology annotation, molecular function: fatty acid binding. Bases 4 to 411 code for a protein of 135 amino acids. The record is from RefSeq and is a predicted model, not a curated record. Gene Ontology annotation, cellular component: nucleus; cytosol. The transcript is spliced from 4 exons. Gene Ontology annotation, biological process: fatty acid transport.
GGGAUGCCUCCCAAUCUCAGCGGCUACUACCGGUUCGUCUCCCAGGAUAACAUGGAGAAUUACCUCCGCGCCUUAGACAUUAACGUCGCGCUGAGGAAGUUGGUAUGCCUCCUGAAGCCAGACAAGGAGAUCGUACACGAUGGGAACCACAUGACCAUCCGCACAUUAACUUCGCUUCGAAACUAUAUCAUGGACUUUGACUUGGGGGUUGAGUUUGAAGAGGACCUGGGGCCGGUGGACGGGCGCAAGUGCCAGACCAUUGUCGACUGGGAUGGAGAUCAGUUGGUGUGUGAACAGCGAGGAGAGAAAAAGAAUCGAGGCUGGAAACACUGGCUCGAAGGAGACCGACUGCAUCUGCGCAUGACAGCAGAGGAUGAAGUCUGUGUCCAGGUUUUCCAGAAGGUGAAGUGAACCUUCCCGACAACCCAGUACCCACCUGGUGCCAAGCGCUGACUUCAGGAUGCAGUGGGCAUUAGAGCCGAGAGACGAAGACUGUCUGUUCCUCACA